UGAUAGCGAUUUAAGAGUGUUUGGCUCAUACAGGCCCAAACCGAAUGCAAAUAUCAGAGGUUCCAAACAGCGCCUAGGGUUUACAGUUCUAUAAAUACCAAAAAUUCAGGCUCUUCUAUUCUCACACGCAGUUUCUAACCAUUACCAAAUCCGAGCCAUGGAUCCUUUGCCUGAGCCUGUGAGUUACCUUUGUGGUGACUGUGGAGUGGAGAAUACCCUGAAGCCAGGCGAUGUUAUUCAGUGCCGGGAAUGUGGUUAUAGAAUCCUGUACAAGAAGCGCACUCGUCGCAUUGUCCAAUAUGAGGCCCGUUAAUAAGUUUUUGAGGACCUUGACAUGUAAUCUCUAUGAAUCAUCUUCAAAACAUUAUUAGAAUCUCUGAUCUGUAUAAAUUGUAAGAACACCUUUUGGUUACAAUGGGAUAACUCUGCUUAUUUCA
Molecule: messenger RNA, 437 nt
Organism: Trifolium pratense (red clover)
Lineage: Eukaryota; Viridiplantae; Streptophyta; Magnoliopsida; Fabales; Fabaceae
Product: DNA-directed RNA polymerases II, IV and V subunit 12
Exons: 2
Coding region: 158-313 (51 amino acids)
Biological process (GO): DNA-templated transcription
Cellular component (GO): RNA polymerase I complex; RNA polymerase III complex; RNA polymerase II, core complex
Molecular function (GO): DNA binding; DNA-directed RNA polymerase activity; zinc ion binding
Source: RefSeq, a predicted model, not a curated record